AUGAGAGAAAAUGGCUUGAAGAUGAAUCUUUUAAAAUGUGCGUUCGGUGUAUCAGCUGGUAACUUCCUAGGUUUUCUAGUUCACCAAAGGGGGGUAGAAGUUGAUAAAAACAAAGCGCAUGCGAUCAUAAAUGCUGAACCUCCUAAAACCAAGAAGCAACUUCAGAGAUUGAUCGGCCAAAUUAAUUUUUUGAGGCGAUUCAUUUCAAACACAGCGGGCCGAUUAAGAAGUUGGAGAACAUUACUGAAGGCCGGAGGAACAUCUCAGUUCGUUUGGACAGAAGAGCAACAAAAAGUCUUUGACGAGAUCAAGACUUAUUUAGUCAAGCCUCCAGUCAUGAUGCCUCCUAAGCAGGGACAUCCGUUAUUAUUAUAUAUUUCGGCAGCCCACGAAUCGUUAGGAUGCAUGUUGGCACAGGAAGAUCAAGGAGUCGAAAGAUCGGUUUAUUAUCUGAGUAAAAGCCUAACUGACACAGAAAUUCGAUAUUCUACUAUCGAGAAGCUAUGUCUAUGUCUUUAUUUUACAUGCUGUAAAUUAAGAUAUUACAUGCUUCCGGUAGUGGUAUAUGUUUUAUCUCAAACAAAUGUGAUCAAAUACAUUCUGUCUCGACCUUAUCUGAGAAAUCGGCUUGGAAAAUGGGCUAUUGCAAUGUCAGAAUUCACUUUAGUAUAUGUUCCACAAAAAGCCGUUAAGGGACAAGCACUAGCAGAUUUUUUAGCCGAUCAUCCCAACAUCCCAAUCAAGGAGGUAGCUUGCUUCGAUCUAAUUCCGUGGAAGCUUUGGUUUGACGGAUCUAAAACUAAUAAAGGGACAGGUGCAUGGAUAUUAAUUGUCUCGCCGCAAGACUUGGUUUUUCGAAUGUCCUUUUCACUAACAUUCCAAUGCACUAAUAAUCAAGCGGAGUACGAAGCGCUGAUCAUUGGAUUGGAAGUCCUGGCCGAGCUAGGAGCUAAAGCGAUUCAAGUAAAAGGAGACUCCUUGUUAGUUAUUAAGCAAGUUAUUGGCGAAUUCAAAUGCGAAUCAGACGUCUUGAUUAAGUACUGCAAUAAAGCCAAACACCUCAUGGAUGGUUUCUCCAAAACAUGGAUAGAGUUCACGGAAAGAGCAGAAAAUGAAGAGGCGAACAACUUAGCCCAGCAUGGAAGUGGAUACAAAAUCAUGGCAGGUUUUGAGGUUAUUGAGAGAACAACGCCUUGUCUUCACACUAGGGGCAUAGUACCAGAUGAUUGCAGAUCGGCAUAUCACUUGGACACGACGGCCGAUUGGAGGAAAGAAUUGAUCGACUGGUUUAGACAUCCAGACCCGACGAAUCGGCGAAUCAGAAUGUUGGCCACCAACUAUGUGAUUCUAGCUGACGAAUUGUACAAACGAUGUCGGGAAGGUCUAUUGUUCAGAUGUGUAGGACCAAAAGAAGCUAUGUUGGUCAUGGCUGAAGUUCAUGAAGGAAUCUCGGGGGCACAUCAAGCUGGGCCAAGAAUGAGGUGGUUAAUACACAAAUACGGCUUUUAUUGGCCGAAAAUGGAACAAGAUUGUAUCCGGUACGCCAAAGGAUGUGAAGCUUGUCAGAAAUUUGGACCGGUUCAACACGUUCCAGCAGACGUAUUACAUUCGAUCAUCAAGCCGUGGCCAUUUAGAGGAUGGGCAGUAGACCUGAUCGGCAAAAUUUACCCACCAUCGGCGAAAGGACAUACUUUCGUGAUCGUUGCGACAGACUAUUUCACGAAAUGGGUAGAAGUCAAGCCGUUGAAAUCGCCAACACAAGACGAAGUAAUCAAAUUUUUCAAAGAAAAUUUGAUUCAUCGACAUGGCCUUCCAGAAACUAUUACGACCGAUCAAGGAACUAUGUUUACUGGAUCGGACAAUGUAGCUUUCUCGAAAGAGUACGGUUUUUAA
Molecule: messenger RNA, 1893 nt
Organism: Mercurialis annua (annual mercury)
Lineage: Eukaryota; Viridiplantae; Streptophyta; Magnoliopsida; Malpighiales; Euphorbiaceae
Exons: 1
Coding region: 1-1893 (630 amino acids)
Biological process (GO): DNA integration
Molecular function (GO): nucleic acid binding; RNA-DNA hybrid ribonuclease activity
Source: RefSeq, a predicted model, not a curated record